Messenger RNA from Prosopis cineraria, 1703 nucleotides. RefSeq lists its product as uncharacterized. NCBI's taxonomy places the organism in Eukaryota, Viridiplantae, Streptophyta, Magnoliopsida, Fabales, Fabaceae. The record is from RefSeq and is a predicted model, not a curated record. Gene Ontology annotation, biological process: protein transport. Bases 339 to 1703 code for a protein of 454 amino acids. The transcript has 7 exons.
AUUGGAGGAAGGAACUUUCCGAAGGGAGAGCAAGUCAGCCCCGAAUUCCGUCCCGCGUGCCUUCUCUUGCCCAUGUAGGACUCCAGCGUUUCUUCCGUUUCUUUUCUCCGAAUUCCCACCAAAUUCAAUAAUCAUUACUUUUUCUCUCUUUUCUUAACCUGCAAGAACACAACGAUCCAAAUUUCCUCUUGUUUUCUCCCUCUUCACGCCUAAUUUAAUCAAUCAAAAAGCCGUUUCUUUGAGGUUUUCGCGCUUGUUCUGUAUCUGCACAACUGCUCCGUAUUGAAUCCUUUUGAUUGAAGCAGAGUCAGGGUCUCCUCCCCGAUUUCGUAGCAGAUAUGUUACAUCGAAGCUUCAAGCCCGCAAAAUGCAAAACAGCGUUGAAACUUGCGGUUUCACGAAUAAAGCUUCUGAAGAAUAAAAGAGAAACUCAAGUGAGGCAACUCAAAAGGGAGUUAGCCCAAUUGCUUGAGUCAGGGCAGGAUCAGACGGCUAGAAUCCGGGUUGAACAUGUUGUUAGGGAAGAGAAGACAAUGGCUGCAUAUGAUCUUAUAGAAAUAUACUGUGAGCUGAUUGCAGCACGCUUGCCAAUGAUUGAAUCACAGAAAAACUGUCCUAUUGAUUUGAAGGAGGCAAUUUCGAGUGUAAUAUUUGCAUCCCCACGGUGUUCAGAUAUACCUGAGCUCAUGGAUGUGAGGAAGCAUAUGACAGCUAAAUAUGGAAAAGAAUUUAUCUCAGCAGCUGUUGAAUUACGGCCUGACUGUGGUGUAAAUCGCCUGUUGGUUGAGAAACUGUCUGCCAAAGCACCAGAUGGUCCAACUAAGAUGAAAAUACUGACUGCAAUUGCUGAGGAACAUAAUAUAAAAUGGGAACCUAAGUCUUUUGGAGAAAGUGAUUUAAAGCCCGCUCAAGAUUCACAGGUUGGGCCAAAUGCAUUUGAGAAGGGUAACUAUGUGGAACCUCCUCAAGUUCAUGUUCCAGCUAUUCGUGAUGAAAAGGGACCUUCUAAUUUACACGGUUCCUCUCAAUACGAAGAAAUGCGAAUUAUGCCUACAAAUAUAGAUGAAAAUACUAGUGUUGCUCAUAAAAUGGUUGGUGGCAAUAAGUCAACAACAUCAAGCACCGCUAAUCCAGGGAUUGGAUCAUCAGGAACUGGAAAUCAAGAAGUGGAUUCUGCAGCUUCUCAUUAUGAAGACAGGAGAAAUGUUCCUAUGGAUAAUAUAAAUUGGAGCAUGGAAUUUAAGGAUGCUGCCUCUGCUGCGCAGGCAGCUGCAGAAUCUGCAGAGCAUGCGAGUAUGGCUGCCCGAGCAGCUGCAGAACUUUCAAACCGUGAAAGAAUAAUUAGGCAGUAUUCAAGUGGAUCACAGGGUUCUUCUGGAAGUGUUUUAAGAUAUGAAGUUCCUCAAGAAUUUGCUUUUCAUGAUGAUAAACGUCCUCCCACAGAAAGUGCAGGAAUGACUGCUAGUGCAGCUGCAGACCAACCAAUUCGUGAAAAGACAAGCAAGCAACAUUCAACUGGAUCACAUAUAUCACACAAGAGUAAUGAAAUACCUCAAAAAUAUGCUCCUUUUGAUGAUGAAAAGCGUAUUCUACUGGUUCUGUUGAUAACAUCGUCCACAGUAGUACUUUUGCAAUGCAUUAUGGGCAAAUUAGAAGCAGAGAACAAGAUAGGCCUGCAAGAGCGCCUGAUGAAUAUAACAUGA